This is a messenger RNA of Mytilus californianus (California mussel), 4506 nucleotides long. RefSeq lists its product as uncharacterized. The record is from RefSeq and is a predicted model, not a curated record. Gene Ontology annotation, molecular function: transcription corepressor activity. NCBI's taxonomy places the organism in Eukaryota, Metazoa, Mollusca, Bivalvia, Mytilida, Mytilidae. The transcript has 7 exons. The coding region runs from base 125 to 2182 and encodes 685 amino acids. Gene Ontology annotation, cellular component: nucleus; cytoplasm. Gene Ontology annotation, biological process: negative regulation of gene expression.
AAAAGAGCUAAAAUUAAGUUUAAAGAAAUUGGAGAGGGCUCAUACGGACUGUACAUUUAAAAACCUUGGGAUCUACAGUCUAAAGAUCUUGGUAAAUGGAGUUCCAUUCAAAGAUUUACCUGAAAUGGAAUGCGUAGAACAUGAAACAAAUUCAAUUGAUAAUGGUGACAAAUAUGAAGAAGAAGAGACUUUCUUCUGUAAUGGAGAGGAAUAUUCUGAAACUGAAGACGAAUAUGGUUCAUCGGAUGCGUAUAUGGAAGACGACGAUGGUGAAGAAUUUGGGAGCGAUUGCCUGGAGUCUGACGAGUCAAGUAGUUUUAUUGUCCGAGGAUUUCCUAAUGGUACCCCGCCUAACAGCAUAAAAAAAUAUUUCAUUGAAAUGUUGGUGACAGGAGAAGAUAACGUGUGUGAAGUACAGAUGAAUGAGGAAGAAGGAUGGUGUGAGAUUGUCUUUUCUAACACAGAUGUUAUGAAAAGGUUCUCUGGUCGGAGACUGAAAUUCGAAGAUCAUGAUUUGACAAUAGAAAUGCAAAACUGCGAGAUUUUUAGCCCAUUAAAAAUUGCAAACUUAGAUACGAAUAAAAUGAAGUUCCUCCUAGGAUCAGCAUUAAGCAAGGAAGUUCUAGACGAACGCCUUCGACAGUUAGAUGCCAACAUACAAUGGUCGUCCAGUAUCCAUGAUGAAAGCUCUUUGACUAUUGAAUGCUGUUUGACUCCUGAUAUAAAAGACUUUAAAAAGAAAGCAAAAACCUGGCCAAAAUGCAUUGAAAGAGCCGUAAAACAGUUUUUAGAAACAUUAUAUGUUACAGAAGAGAAAAUUAAAGAAGACGAAUGGGAUUUUCUUGAAAAGCGAGUCAGUGAAAUCCGAGUUACGAACGACAAAAGAGUGUUUAUUCGUGAAGAUAAAACAAGGUUUUAUGUUGUGAUUGUUGGGUACAAGAUUCCUUUCAUUGAUGCAACUAAUAAAGUUCGACUGUUUACAGCAGACGUCACGGUAAAUGAAAGGCUCGAAAAGUUCGAAAUACAUUUACUAUCCAAUGGAAAGGUCCUGGAUGAUAUAUGCAAAGAUUUCAAAGGAAUAAAAAUUAUUCCAAAUGGCGACAGAAACAUCGUAGAAUUUUCUGGAACUGCUGGGAUUGUAGCAGUUGCAAAACAGCAAAUGAAUGACGCCCUUCAAAAAGUAACAGAAGUACCGAUUUGUGGAUUUUCGCCUGAAAAGAUAGCGUUUCUUCAAACGCCUGUUGUAAAAUUAGAAUUGGAUAAUCUACUGAAGGGAAAUGGAAUUCUUGGUGCAUGGAAAGUAAAAAAUGACAACACAUUAGUGAUGUAUUCUUUCACGAAAACUUCGGCUCAGAGUGCAGCACAUUUAGUCGAAGACUCUGUAGUGGAAGUUUCCAUUGAUGUUGAUACACAACCAGACAAAAAAGAGUGGAAUAAGGAGGUAGAGCAUAUGAAGAAAAAGAAAGGUGGCCAUGUCAAUAUUGUGACAACUGACAAUAACAAAGUUAUAAUAUUUGCAAUUCCGAAAAACAAUGCAAAAGCGAUUGAGGAGCACGUCAAAAUCUUUCACAAAUAUCCGGACAAGAAGGUACGAGGUACAACACAUUUUAGCACAGAAACAGGUCAGACAAUUACCACAAUAGUCGGCGACAUUACCGAUCUUGAUAACGACGUGAUUGUUUGCAGUUCCAGUAGAUCACUUGAACUCAGUGUUGGUGUUGGACAUGAUCUUGUUAUGAAAGGUGGUGUUGAAAUCCAAAAAGAAUGUAAGGAUUACCUUGCAAAGAAGCAAAACAAACAACUUGAUGAAGAUGAAGUUUUUUGCAGCUCUGCGGGCAAGCUGAAAGGUAAAAUGGUCGCCCAUGUCGGUGGUAAAUCAUGGUCAAAUGAUCAUGAGAAAGAAAAAAAAUCCCUUGUGAGGGUUGUGCAGGAGGCCAUGAGAAAGACCCAAGAAAAGAAUUUUACAAGCUUUGCGAUACCUGCAUUAUACACAGGUCAUUCUGGGUUUCCCGUUAAAGAGAUAACAGAGUGGAUAGUGGAGGCCAUUGACAACUUUCUUCAAUCACAUGGUAAACAGACUAGCCUUCAGAACAUUUAUCUCUGUGAUAUUAAGAAGACUACUGUGGACAGUUUUGUAACGGCUUUAAGAAAAUAUUAUAGCCUUACGUAUGAAAGAGAAUAGAAAUAUCCUCUCAUUUAACGUCGUAUUAGCAUGUUAAUUUCUAAAUGUACGUGCAUGUACUUAUAGCUGUUACUUUCAAACAAUUUCAAUAUUCAUAUUCGUAUAAUUUGCAUUUGUGUGGCAUUCUGUUGUUUUUGAUUGUUCAAUAUGGUAGCAAAAUUUGGAAAAAUUUCUUGGAUGCUUAAAUUUGAGACUUGUGAUGAUUCGGUUGAACACACAUUGUUUGAUACAAUCAAUGAUAUUAGCCGGAUUAAAGAGGUAGACCCGAUUUCCCUCUGUAAUUAUUUCACUCAUAAAGUCAAAAGUUAAAGGUUGUCGAAUUUUACUUGAAUAUGAAAGAGUCUAUAUCAUAUCCUUAAAACAUUUUUUUUUUACAAUUUUACAUAUUUCCAUAAAACUAAACUUCUAUUCAAAGCUGCAUGUUGGUGUUGAAGGCAUUUGUAUACAAAAUUGCAUACUAGUAUUUUACACAUGUUUGCAUCAAAGGACGUGAAGUCUCGCUAAACAAAUUAAAAAAAAAUAUAUCCCAAAAGUAAAAUAACAAAAAUACCGAACUCCAAAGGAAAAUUCAGAACGGAAAGUCCCUAAUCAAAUGGCAAAAUCAAAAGCUCAAACACAUCAAACGAAUGGAAAACAACUGUCAUAUUCCUGACUUGGUACUGUCAUUUCCUUAUGUAAAAAAUGGUGGAUUAAACCUGGUUUUAUAGCUAGCUAAACCUCUCACUUGUAUGACAGUCACAUAAAAUUCCAUUAUAUUGACAACAAUGUGUGAACAAAACAAACAGACAUAAUAGGUAAAAAUGUCAAAAAUAGGGGUACAGCAGUCAACAUUGUGUUAUAAUCUUAAUCACUAUAAAAACAAACAAAUAUGUCAACAAAGAAAAACAAAAUGGCAUAUAGACAAAGCAUAUAAGCAAAAAUAAAAGACAAGAAUACAAAAAUUUACCAUAGCACAAUAACACAACGACGGGAUGUAUAAGUUCCCAGCCACGCCAAAGGGAUAUUACCAAAAAUGGACUAAUCAGUAAAGGUAAUAAUUUACAAAGACAAAUAAAAGAACACUUUUAACACAUAAUUAAGAUGAUAAACAACGUCAGUACCUUGAAUCUAUACUUCAAGACAGUCAUGUAUUAUUUGUGAAGUUGAUACGGAAUAUGUAUCAACAAGGUCUUGGCAAAAGACAAUACAUAGCAUUAAUUCGAACAUGAUUUUUGUAUUGUUUAACGAUGUCAUUCUUUUACAUGUUUGGGUGAAAAAGUGUUCUAAACAUUUGCCAGCAUCUGUCAAAAUAGCAGUUUUGAUUUAUCUUCAGACGAUUAUAAUUUGGCAACGUGUUUAAAAAUAAAACAUAAUAAUUUAAUUUAAACCUCGUAGUACACAUAUUAGGCUGCGAGACUAUAAAUUUAAGUAAAGAUUUGAAGACAUUUUGAAAACGGCCAUGGUGUGAAAUGAAUUCAGGGGAAAUUGGUUCUAUCUCUUUGUGUUGUUUGUAACAUUUGUACGGUAUAAACCACGUCCCACCUAAUUUUAAUUAUUAUUGUAGCUACAUACAAAGUGAUGUAAACAAACUGGAGUCUCCAUUGACUUAAUGACGAGUUUGAUUCUUGUAAAUGGUGUUUUAUUUAAUUAAAAACAAUCAGUUUGUUCAAAAUGAUUUCUUUGUAUGAUGCUUUCCUAUAUUCCAAUUAACAAAAUUGAAUGUAAUUUUACUCAAUACACCAAUUUUCCGUUGUUGGUAUAACAAAAGAAUGAUAAGUACAUCAGUUUAUAUUCGAGAUACAGUUGUUUUAAAAAAUCUGAUUGUUUAGGGAAAACAUUGUCUCUUGAUAUUUUAAUAGGGAAAAUAUUAAGUCAAUAAAAUUGAAACGAAGAAAAAUAUACAGUCUCCACACAUAUUGCAAUUUUAAAGACUUCCAAUGAUUGAAUGUUUAUUAUUUUUACAUAUUGUUCUAUUCGUAUGUUAUUUAGCGUAACGGGCGCCAUAGUCAUAAUAAUUAGUCAAUCAUUAUAUAUGGAAUGUAUCACUGACAACAGGCGUAUUUCCCAAAGAGCUAACCGAUUUUAACCUUUAACCGAAAUUUACUGGUUAUCGGUUUUUACCGUCAGCAAAUCAUGACAUGUUUGCCCUUAAGGAGAUCCCGUAUUUCAUUUUCGAUUUGGGGGGAAAAAAUGCUUUGCUCAACGAUUUUGCUUUACAUGCUUGCUUUUCGUAUACGUCAGCAUUUUUGUGUGUUUCAGUGCUCUCUUUUCGGUGAGAGAAUAUUGUGUUUUCGUGGAGAUUUGAUUUUGUGUUUUAAAAAAAUAAAAAGUUUUUUUUUUAAUUA